GCAGACGACGACGAGGACGACCACCAGUGCGGUGUAGCGUGGCCGGGGGAGACCAGGGUAUAUGCGUGGCGUAUUAAUAGCCAAGUAUAGAGCGGUAGUGGGGCCGCGGCCGCUCGCGGGUGAAAAUAGAAAAGAAUGUUUUUGGAAUCCAAUUGGACUUGGUUGGCAGAACGAUGGGGCAAUAUGGCCGACUUGGCCGAGCGGGUGGACGAUCUGAUAUGCAGUUUCGACUCGGCUGGUGAGACAACCAUGGAUACGCUGUCGAUGCUGAUAUUCGGCUGGAUGCUGUUCGGUUUGGUGGUGCUGUGCGUGGGCAAAUACGUGUACAAUCGCUUCGUGCUGAACGAGCUCGCCGCCUCAUCGUCGUCCCAGCUCGGCAAGGACGGCCAUGUCCACCACGGCGAGAGUGUUGUGAUCACGAGUACCGCUGCUGGUACCACCGGAUUUGGGAGACUGUUUGACAAAUCCAAGUCGGUGUCACCGUCUUCGACGUCCUCGUCGUCGCUCACGAAGGCUGCAACCGGUGGUGCAGGUGGUGGUGGUACCACUAAUGCUACUAGUGGCGGUAGUAUCAGUGCCGGUGGUGGUGGUGGUGGUGGUGCCGGUGCGGUGGCAGGUGCGAGAGCACCAUCGCCAGGAGGCUACGUGCCGCCUACGCCGCCAGUUAGGAAACGCCUGACCAGGAAGACCUCCGGUGCGCUCGUCAGCCCGUCCCGAAGCUCCAGAGCGCUGCAUCUGCCAACAGCAACCGGCGCCGACGCUGAGGCCGUGCGCUGGGUCAACGAACUGAUCGUGUGGCUGCAUUACGAUCUCGUGAUUCUUAAUGAACUCUUGGCCGUCUGGGUAGCCUCCCUCAACGACUUCACCGCCGGCUCCACUGAUGAGCACGGAGUCGGUGUCGAAUUUGUCCGUGUUCUUCCAGAGACACAUCCUCCAACCUUGUCGAAUAUCUUCUGCGAGUGCGAUUCGAAGGACGACGUGACUAUCACGUGUGACUGCGAGGCUACACCAGCUCUGCAAUUGAAGGCAUUUCGGCAACGAGGCGAUAAAGUAGAUGUCAAUCAUUAUCGGGUCAACGUCAAUCGGUUUCGCGCACGUCUCAACGUCGUCUGCAUCACCGAGAAGCUACUAGUCGAUCUAAAAUGCGACGGUUGGCCGGAGGUGAAGAUUUCCCUGGCAGCAGUGGGUACAAUAAAGAAAGAUCUGGACGAAAGCCAGUUGCAAGAAGUGGUAACGGAAAUCGUGGUAGGCGCUUUACGAGGCACCAACGUCCACCUCAAUCUUUCUCAAUACCCCACCUGUCCUCGAUUAUGGAGAGAGCCACCUCCUCAGCCAGGCUUCUCGUAUCCCACACACUACGACAAUGUGAACGUCUCAAAUUCCUUGCUACAUCAGUCCCCGCAUCAACGUCUUCAAGGGCAUGCCGCGCCUUCGCCGGCCUCGAUGCAAUAUAUGCCUGGCGAGAGGCGGCUGCUCGUGAAGGUUGUGCGAGCCACGGACCUUGGCGGUCAGCAAGGGUCCGUGGAGCCGUACUGCGUGGUGGAGUUGGAUGAACCACCGCAGAAGAAUCAGACUUCUAUAAAGAAGGACACUAAAAAUCCAAUGUGGGACGAAGCGUUCUUAUUCGACAUAAGCCACAACACGACGGAAGUAUUGUUGGAGGUGUUCGAUCAUGUGAACAAAAGCCAAAGAUUCUUAGGAUUAGGAAUCGUGGGCGUUGAGGAGCUCCUCGCGAAUCCGAGCCAGCGGCAGAUCAUACCUCUUCAGGCGCGGCCCUACGAGGAGGAUGAUAUUACGGGCACUCUUACGGUUGAGUUCCUAUUUAUUGAGGGUGCGGAGGUACCACAAAUCGGGACCAAGCCCUACAAGGUCAAGGAGACGAUAAAGCCAGUCUCGCCGACUCGUUCCUACAGCCAGACCAACAUCAUCAGCAGCAAUAGUCUGAACUACAACAAUGGUAACAGUACACUUAUCUUGUACGACUCUACCGCACAGUCGGAAGGGGACUAUUUGACAAAUGGCAAUGUCGUGGAUUCACCUUACAAAAGUGGGCAAACGAAUGGUAACAAGGGGACCUUGAUUGUGCACAGUCAGCAAAGGCAACCAGAGCGACAGGUCGUGAAGGUCACUCUGGCACAGAAUGGAAACUGGCACGAGAUAUCCCCGGAACACGGAACGAAGGAUAUCACCUCGGGACCAGAAAGCACCCCUAAUUCCUCAAAUUCAGAAGAGAGAGGAAGAGCACGGAGAAAACGACGUGAUUUCUUCGGUACGAUAAAGAAGCGAUUAAGUCGAUCUAAGACGAGAAGUAAAUCAGUGGGCCCUGAAGGCGAAAUCAAUCACGAAGAUGCUCAUUCGAGAUCUAUAUCUGCUGAUCGAGCUCGUGAUCCUGGAUCCGCACAUUUGACAGUACCAGAGCAAUCGAGACGAUCGAGUCUGAGCGAAGCCUCGGGUAUAAGUGGAACAUCCACGAGGACGUACGUCAACGAAGCCUCCACGCUCGUCCUGGAGACUUUGGAGAACGGCAUAAAGAAACACUACCUCGUACCUCUUUCACUCGCACAGAAGAGUAAAUGGAGAAAAAAGGGUACAAAGUUGCACAUAUUCAACGAUCACACGUUUAUCGCCAAACACAUGGCUGGAGGAACGGUUUGCGAAGUAUGUAAAAGGACUCUCGCACGAAGACUUGGCAAGCAGGGCUAUGAGUGCAGAGAUUGUCAGAUGAAAUGCCACAAGCACUGUCACGUGAAAGUCGAUAGGACGUGUGCCACGUCUACUAUUCAGAGUAUCGAACUGUCCCUACUGCCAGUACUGAGCGAAUAAGAUAGAACGUGUAUCAAGGUUCCGCCGCUCGAACGCAAGCCUUCUAUGCUCCUCUGUACGCGAUGAUGUCGUCGUGUAGCGACUUACUUGCGUGCGAAACGUUACUCCUUCAGUAUGAUGUGCGAUUACUUAUUUUGUACUACGAAACAACAGCAAUCGCAACAACAAUCUUCGUUUAUGAAAGUUCCAUGUUGCACAUUUCAGUUCUUCCAAGUUACCGAAACAAGACGUUGAUUGAUUCAAGCUACGCGAUCAUCGACAUUCUGCCCAUACAAUUGUCUCGCGAAGCGAGACGCAAAGUUUGCAUUUACGCAAACAUAAUUUUUUCUAACGAAUUCUAACGAAACGAGGUUUAUUAGAUUAGGAUGCACGCAGUGUUAUUACGAGUUAUUUUCCUCGGCAAAAGAUAAAUGACUUUAAAACGGACUGAUUACAAAUUUAUUCUGCAAAUUUACAAUUUUCUAAUCCGUAAGUAGCGAAUUAAAUCUUGCAGAAUUAAUUUUCAUCUAUUCCACUUAGUCCAUCGAUUAUCGCGUUUUCGAUGUUUUCAGUAAUGGAAACCGAGACCUCAGUCGAUAUUCGGGAAAUAUGUAAGUGCACUUGGCGCGAAGAAUUCCCCGCGGUGAUUAUCGCUUCUCGGUGUCUCCUGUUCUAAUAAUCGUACCUCGCACUUCAUUGUUGAUCGUCAAGUAACAUGAUUAGUUUCAUCCGAAUCGUUUAAUCAAAUUCGGUCACGCUACCUCUUCGAUACGAGAGCCAAGGACGCAGAUACUACGGACAAACACAUUCUGCAAAUAACGAAUGCAUUAAAGUUCCAAUCAAUUCUUUUAAUUUAUCCGUUGUCUGCAGAAUGCACGCGUGUGAGGUGUAUACAGUUUGUCGACGGCUACAGAGAGUGAUUAAUAAAAGUAACGAUUUUAGAAAUAAGUAAUGCUAAUUACGAUAACAAUCUGUUAUGCUAGUAACAAGCACGAGAGCAACAUUAGUUAUAAUCACAGCAAAAAGCAACGAGAAAAAUGCAACGGAUCGUUGCGUCUAACUUUGCCGAACUCGCUUAAAUUUCUAUGUUUAAUUGUAUAUAUAUCUCUCUCACUCCUUCUUCUAUAUUCUAACCGUGUACCUGUAUAGUUUGCCUUAAUACAAAAGUGCGUCUAGUCAUUGAGGGAGACGUGACAAGGCUGCCUUAUUUCUGUUAGCACAUUCAUAAAGUAACAAAGAGCAAGCACUUGAGUCAAGAUUUUUAUCGAAUAUGUAGACAGAGUUGAACGCAAAUAUUCCGAUUAUAUGGAAAUCCAGGUGUUAUGCAAUGAUUUCACAAUUUUUCCAACGAGAAACUCCAUUUACGAUAAUAAUUUCUGGUUUAUAUAUCUUCGUUUAUUUUUUCGUGUGAAAAACGGCAAAACUAUCAAACUAAAUUUCUCUAAAUUUGUGGUGAAUUAAUUGUUACUUAAAGUGCAUUAUUUGUGCACUAUAAACAAUAUUCUCAUUCUUUUUGACUUUGAUCUGUACUUUCUAAAUUAUUAAUGUAAUUAUAAAAUACGAUUAAAGGCAGAUAAAUGAAUUUGAAGAAAUGGUUACAAAUUCUUACUAAUAUAUCCACAAUUACGUCGAUUAGUUCGGUUGAUUACACUUUAUACAAACUAAAAGAAGAAAGUCUUUUCUAAAUAUCAAACAACGCGGAAGAUUCAUCGAAGAUGUAAUAAAUCACUAAAAUAAAUCAUGUGCUUAGAUUUAUACAUCUUGUUAUAUAGCGAAUAUUGUCGGAGUACAAAAUGAAAUCAAAAGUGCACGCAGCAAAUUAACAUAGGAUCUAAACACACUUAAUGACACACUACAUGGCGAUAUACGCACACGUAGAAAUCGCUUUAUAAGGCGAUCCUAAUUUCUUGUGCUAAAGUUUGGUAACAUGAAAAUAACUAUGAAAGUAUCUUCCUUUUUCUUGUUUAGCAUUUUGCAUUCUACAUUCUAACGAAUUUACUUCUAUUCUAAUUCUAUUGGUCACCCUUUAUCGAACCCCGAGUUUCGUAAUCAGCGGACAAAUGGUGCUAGACAAAAAGCGACGCUAUAAAUACAUAUAUUCAGUCAUUGAUUGAACACACAUGCAUCGAGAUCAUGAGAAACGCAGUAAAACACCGAACAGUGUGAGUUCAACCUUUUUGUACAUGUGCAGGCUGUGAAACACAUCGUUAGCGGAUCGAAAGUCAUGGUGCGCGUUUUAUGCGUGGGUCCACAGGCGGAUCUAGCCGUUUGGUUUUUUAGCGGAAAGAAGAAAGAGGAGCAGAAGAAAAGAUUAAAAUUAUACAAAUAAAAUUAAUUCCAUCUUUUCCCGUUCGUUAACACAUUGGAAAUGUAUUCGAGAUUUUAAUCUAAUUACAAUAGUUUAACACACACAUUAUUCGCUGUACGUAAAUUCACUAUUACGUUUGGAAUUGUUCACUAUAAAAAUUAAUUUUUCCAUUUACCUUUCAGGGAUAUCCUGAACACGUUAUGUAUGUUGUAUUUCUGCAUAGAAAUGUUUCUUUCGAGCUUAUCCGCUUAUCUUUCUUCUCGAGAUCUACCUGUGAAUCCAUUAAUAAUGGAUUAAGGAUCCAACAAAUUAGAAACCUAUGCUACUGCUGGUAAAGUAAUAAUUUCUAGAACGCUUAAAUUUCGCUAAACAACGCUAUUGUCAAUUUUUACACGGACGUAUUUUCUAAGAGUACCGCACACAAUACAUACCGCACGUUGCAUAAUCGAAAGUACAAUGAUACGUAUCUGCGAAACAAUUUAUCUUUAGGAUAGUUACGCACGACAAAUGAUUUCUCUUCCUCGUUCGCUCUACAAAGUACGCACAUCUUUCUGUUGUUAUUCUCUGUUUGUUCGCCGAAAGAAAAUUGUAAGUUACAUUAUCGUAAUUAUUGAAAUAUCGAAACAUUUUCCAGGCGUUGACGCCGAAUGGUAUAAAACGACGAUUGUGCCUAUAAUGAACGUUGUUAAUAAUAAUAAUAAUAAUAAUAAUACUAAUAAUAAUAAUGUUAUACACUUGUCACACAUAGAAAAUCUAUUUAUGGACGGUAUUUCCACAAUUGUUCCGCUUCUUAUGCUCGAUCUAACAGCGAUCGUAUUUCUCUGUACGUACACAUAAUAUGAAAUAUAAAGAGACCAUGACAA
This is a messenger RNA of Ooceraea biroi (clonal raider ant), 5973 nucleotides long. RefSeq lists its product as uncharacterized. NCBI's taxonomy places the organism in Eukaryota, Metazoa, Arthropoda, Insecta, Hymenoptera, Formicidae. The record is from RefSeq and is a predicted model, not a curated record.